Molecule: messenger RNA, 1683 nt
Organism: Colletotrichum higginsianum IMI 349063
Lineage: Eukaryota; Fungi; Ascomycota; Sordariomycetes; Glomerellales; Glomerellaceae
Product: Linalool dehydratase-isomerase
Exons: 2
Coding region: 1-1683 (560 amino acids)
Source: RefSeq, a predicted model, not a curated record
AUGGCGAUUUCUCAGGAUCAACGACUCCGUAUCGAUCUCUCGAAGUACGAGAAACUCAAUCGCGAGCAGGCGGGACACUUGCGACACUUUCACAACCUUGUAGACCAAAUAGAUGGAGAAUGGUACGGAAUGGGAUCCCAGCAAGACGCUCACCAAGAGUUCCUUGAUGCCUACCGAUACCAGCUUGCCCAGAUGUCCUAUGGGGCAGCCGUGGCUCACUAUCAUCGCCUCCCGGCCGCCAGAAGCAUCUUCAAACCUCUCUUGCGGCGCAUCAUCCACAAGAUGCUUCGGCCCGAGGUCUGGGGCUACUGGUAUCUCACCAGCCAGUCGGGCAAGCUCGUUGACCCGGACAUCACAGAGUUGAGGAAACCGUGGGCCGACCCGGUCGCUACGGAGAACAUCAUGUACAGCGGCCACCUGCUUCUGAUGACCAGCCUGUACGCGAUGCUCUUUGACGACGACGAGUUCGAGAAGCCGGGGUCCAUCACAUUCACCUGGGCUCCUAUAUUUUGGGGGUUCGGCCCCGAGACGUACCGCUACGACAACCGGAGUCUGCAAACGGUGAUUGUGGAGCAGAUGGAACACAACAACUGGGUCGGUGUCUGCUGCGAGCCGAACAGCGUGUUUGUCGUUUGCAACCAGUUUCCGGCACGUAACUUGUCAUUUGCCCGAGAUGCAAGCUUUUGCGGUCUCGCUGACCUGUCACAGAUCAUUGCGAUGCGGUACAACGACGUCCGCGACGGCGUUGACACCGUAAGCCAUAUCCUCGAGAAGUACAAGAAGGCAAUCGCAGACCACGGGCUGUUACGCCUCGAUGGACUCUACGCAGAGUGGCUGUACUUGAAGCAGGGUCGGGUUGAGCCUCCGAAGGGAGUAACUUCAGUUGCAUGGGCGAAUGCUUUUAUGAACUCUUGGAACACGGACUUUGUCUACUCCUCCUAUGACAGGCAAGCUUUGGGCUUCAUCAUGUCAAUCAAUGGCGAGUUUCGGUUGCAAGACCCCGCCGUUGCUCUGGAAUACCGAAAGCUUGCGCAAACCGAGAAGCCUGCUGAGUGUGAUGAGACAGCAAUGCUCGAGAAAGCUCGAGUUGAGGCGGCAAAACUGCCUCCCAAUCCCUUCCCGCUCACGGCGCCGUAUCUCGGUUACGUUGUGCAGUGGCUCUCUGAGCUCGGAAAGGAGAAGGAGCUGGAGGAUCUUCUGGAGUACGCCGAUUCACGGCUUCUGCCAACGUGGGAGAGGGGUGGUCUCUUUUACCCGAGGAACAAUACCACUGUUAACGGAAACGGUGACUGGGUUCACAUGGACCCUUUCACCGGUAACGCUGCAAUCGGCUACGCACGACUUAACGUCAAAGAUGGCCAGAGGAUUAUGUGGGAGAAGCCAUGGACUCAGGAGACACUUGCCAGCCGGCCGUGGAUUGAUGAAGUCUCCCUCUCUCAGGGGGUGGAUUGCUUGCGGGCUUGCUGGGACGAUGAGGAAAAGCUAUUAGUCCUGACCCUGAGAGCGUGGGACAAUGGAUCGGUGAAGGUACAGCCGGUUGCCCGAAACCUCUCUGCCGGUUCUUGGGGAGUAUAUGUGCAGGGGAAGCUGAUUCAACAAGAUGUGGUAGAGGAUGGAGGAUCCCUGUCUGUGGACGUUGGCGUGUCUAACGAAGACCUGGACAUCGUGUUUCUGAAAAUCUAG